Molecule: messenger RNA, 1482 nt
Organism: Fusarium keratoplasticum
Lineage: Eukaryota; Fungi; Ascomycota; Sordariomycetes; Hypocreales; Nectriaceae
Product: DNA primase
Exons: 4
Coding region: 1-1482 (493 amino acids)
Biological process (GO): DNA replication, synthesis of primer
Cellular component (GO): alpha DNA polymerase:primase complex
Source: RefSeq, a predicted model, not a curated record
AUGUCAUCUCCAGCCAACGUUAAGGACGAGCCGGUGGAGGAGGCCGGCAUCUCCAAUGAAACGGCGCCGCCAGCACCGGAAGCUGAUGCCAACAUGGCUGAUGCUGAAGACACCAAGAAGGAUGUCAAGCAGCUCGAGGACUUGUUUGACGAUGUGGAUUCGGAUGAUGAGUUCCCUAGCUCUGCACCCCCGCAGGAGAGCUCUCAGGUUGCUUCAGGGCCAGCUGAUGUCAUGUCCAUGAGGGCUUCAGACCCAGAAGUCAUGCGCAGUUUCUACCAGCGACUAUUCCCCUGGCGAUACCUUUUCCAGUGGCUCAACCACAGCCCGACACCUACCAACGACUUUGGCAACCGAGAAUUCGCCUUUACCCUUUCGAACGAUGCCUACCUUCGAUACCAAUCUUUCCCUACAGCCGACAUGCUUCGCAAGGACGUCCUACGGUUGAUGCCCUCUCGUUUCGAAAUCGGCCCCGUCUACACCACCAACCCCCGCGACCGCAAGACUCUCGUCAAGUCUUCCGGUUUCAAACCCCUUGCCAAGGAACUCUGCUUCGAUAUCGAUUUGACAGACUAUGACGAUGUGCGAACGUGCUGCGACAAGGCCAACAUCUGCAACAAGUGCUGGCAGUUCAUGACCAUGGCGAUCAAGGUCCUCGACGCCGCGCUACGGGAGGACUUUGGCUUCAAGCAUAUCAUGUGGGUGUACUCGGGUCGAAGAGGUGCUCACGCCUGGGUGUGCGACAAGAAGGUUCGGAGCAUGGAUGAUCAGAAGAGGAGGGCGAUUGCUGGUUAUCUCGAGGUAGUCAAGGGAGGUGCUCAGAGUGGAAAGAAGGUUAAUGUGAGGAGGCCGCUGCACCCUCACUUGGCACGAAGUUUGGAGAUUCUCAAGACUCACUUCCAAGAGGAUGUCCUCGAUGUGCAAGACCCUUGGGCUUCCACUGAACAGGCCGAGAAGUUGCUACAACUCCUUCCCAACCAGAAUCUCAACGAGUCUCUCCGAAGGAAGUGGGACGCUGCCCCUGGCCGUGCCUCGGCGUCAAAAUGGGCCGACAUUGAUGCCGUGGCCAAGUCGGGCGCCAGCAAGAACCUCGACGCCAGGCAACUCCUGGAAGCCAAGCAGGACAUUGUCCUGGAGUACACCUAUCCUCGACUGGAUAUUGAAGUCAGCAAGAAACUCAACCAUUUGCUCAAGAGUCCCUUUGUCGUUCACCCCGGCACCGGUCGCGUUUGUGUGCCCAUCAACACCAAGAACCUCGAGGACUUUGAUCCCCUAGGCGUACCUACGGUUCAAGGCCUUCUGGCAGAGAUUGAUGCUUGGAAGGGUGAUGAGGAUGAGGAGGCCAACAAAAGCACGGCGGAUUGGGAAAAGACAAGCUUGAAGCCGUAUAUCGAGCAGUUUAGACACUUUGUCAAUGGGCUAAUGAAGGAUGAGAAGGAUGUCAAGGUGAAGCGGGAGCGCGAGGAUACCAGUAUGGAGUUUUGA